Molecule: messenger RNA, 3031 nt
Organism: Seriola dumerili (greater amberjack)
Lineage: Eukaryota; Metazoa; Chordata; Actinopteri; Carangiformes; Carangidae
Gene: lipea
Product: hormone-sensitive lipase-like
Exons: 12
Coding region: 195-2288 (697 amino acids)
Biological process (GO): triglyceride catabolic process; cholesterol metabolic process
Cellular component (GO): cytosol
Molecular function (GO): triacylglycerol lipase activity; sterol ester esterase activity
Source: RefSeq, a predicted model, not a curated record
ACACAUCACAUCACAUCGUCAGGGAAACAGACUUCGACACAACACGUGACGUUACCCAGCAUUCUGCGGGCGCGCUGACAGAAACCGACAGAGGAAGAAGAUGCAGAUCGUCUGAAGUUUAAUCCAGGCCGCUGCCCUGUCUGUGGUGAAACACAGUUGAAUACUGAGGCCUUGUGGCAUGAAAAUCCUCAGAUAUGGAUUACAAGGUUGUGUUUUCAACCUUGGAGACCGUGUGUGAAGACAACAUCUCUAUUCUGUGUGGGCCUUCUGAGUCUUCUGACUUGCCGUACGGCACUGUUGCCGAGCGCCUGAUCACAUGUCUGAGACAGAUUCAGGAGCACGGUCGAGCUCUGGAGCCCGUGGUCGCCAGCUUCACCGCCAUUUAUCACCACUAUGACUUCGACGCACAAACGCCGGGGAAUGGAUACCGCACCCUGGUCAAGGUCUUACACUCCUGCCUCUUGCACAUCAUUCAUAAGGGCCGGUACAUCGCCUCUAACUACAACAGUGCCUUCUUCAGGGCCGAGCACAACGCGUCUGAGAUGGAGGCGUACUGCAGCGCCCUGUGUCAGCUGCGCGCCCUCCUCCACCUCGCCGAGCAGCUGAUCAGUGACAACGACUGCGGCCAGCUGUACUCCCUACAGGACAGGGAGCUGAGCCGCAGGUUGGUGCAGGAGUACAGCUCCAUGCACAAGGCCUGUUUCUACGGCCGCUGUCUGGGCUUUCAGUUCUCUCCGACCCUCCGUCCGUUCCUCCAGACCGUUGUCAUCAGCAUGGUUUCCUAUGGAGAGACGUAUGGGAAGCAGCAGUCUGGGUUGGGUUUGGCAGCUCUCUCUCUCCUCACAUCAGGGAAGUACGUCAUCGAUCCUGACCUGCGGGGCGCUGAGUUUGAACGCAUCACCCAGAACCUGGAUUUGCAGUUCUGGAAGUCCUUCUGGAACCUCACAGAGUCCGGCCUUAUAACAGGCUUCAACAGAAUAGCCUCAAACCAAGUGCAGGUGAACUUCACCCUGACUGUGCCUCCUGUCACACUGCGCCUUCCUCUGGCCUCAGACCCCAGUCUAACAGCCACUGUGUCACCUCCAAUAGCCCACUGGGGCCCCGGGCCGGUCCACAUGCGUCUGAUCUCCUACGAGCUUCGAGAAGGACAGGACAGUGAAGAGCUGCUGGCUUUCUCCCGAGCCGACCCUCCUCCCAUCUCCGUGUCUCAUCUCCCCUGGGUGCAGAAACAGCCUCGCUCCCCCUGGCUGCUCAUCCACUUCCACGGAGGAGGUUUUGUCGCUCAGACGUCCAGAUCUCAUGAGAAUUACAUUCGGAGCUGGUCGAAGGAGCUGAACGUCCCCGUCCUCUCCGUCGACUACUCUCUGUCACCUGAGGCGCCGUUUCCCCGAGCUCUGGAGGAGUGUUUCUACGCCUACUGCUGGGCACUGAACCACUGUCACCUGCUGGGCUCCACAGCGGAGCGGGUCUGUCUGGCGGGGGACAGCGCCGGAGGAAACCUCUGCAUCACUGUGUCCAUGAAGGCCAUGUCCAGCGGCAUCCGAGUCCCCGACGGCAUCAUGGCCGCCUACCCCGCCACCCUGCUCACCACCGACGCCUCGCCCUCCCGCCUGCUCACGCUCAUCGACCCAAUGUUGCCUCUAGGUGUUCUCGCUAAGUGCAUCAACGCCUAUGCAGGUACAGACUCGUGCACGGUGCAGCCUGCGGUGGGCAGCAGCAGUCUGAGCGCUCUGGGCAGAGACACGGCUCUGCUGCUCAGCGAUCUCACCCAGGGAGCCUCCAACUGGAUCCAGUCCUUCCUGGACCCCAUGCGGAGCUCAGGUGGAGCACGCUCCCUGUCGUCGCCACAGAGGAGGUCUCAGAGCGGCGAGACCCACAGGACGUCCAAUCACACCUCCACGCUGGCUCCCGGAGCUUACCCACAAGGCUUUGAGCCCCUGCGCUCCGAGUGUCUGGCUUUCAUUCGCCCGACCUCGUGUCCCAUCAUCAGGAACCCGUUUGUGUCACCGCUGCUGGCUCCAAACAACCUGCUGAGAGGCCUGCCGCCCGUCCACAUCGUGGCCUCUGCUCUGGACGCCUUGCUGGACGACUCUGUGAUGUUUGCCAAGAAGCUGCGAGACAUGGGUCAGCCGGUGACUCUGACGGUGGUGGAGGACCUGCCCCACGGCUUCCUCAGCCUAUCACAGCUCGCCAAGGAGACGGUGGUCGCCACUGAAGUGUGUGUGGCGCGAAUGAAGGAGAUUUUUGAGCAAGAAAACCCGACGUCUGCACUUCACAAACGGCCAUAGUACCCGUCCCUCCGGCUGGUCUUUCUGUCCUUCUUGGGACUGAAAGAGAGAACUGACAGAAUGUGGAGAGACGGAUGCAAUAAGUUUAAAUAAAGGAAACAAGAGUUAAGAGGAUGCAACAAAACUGUAAAGAUGGAGGAAGCCACACAACAACGAUGUUCUUGUACCAGCUCUAAUAUGAUCCUACAUGAUGAUUAGAAAAGGAAAUAAUCUGUAUUUUUCUACUAAGAUUCACACACUGAGGAUGCAGAUGAAACGCACAUAGAAAAUAUCACAGACUGACAUUAAAAAUCACCAUAACCAGCCCUGACAGUGACUCACACACUGACCUGUCAGUAACAGGAAGCUGUUGUGCCUUCAGAUUAAAGUGUUUGGAUCGAGGUUUACUUGUACAGGAAACACACUUCAGAUGCACUGUAGUAUUGUUAUUAUUAUUGUUAUUAUUAUUGUUAUUAUUAUUAUUAUUAUUAUUAUUAUUAUUAUUAUUAUUAUUAUUGUUAGAUUAAAUAUAUCAUCUGUUUUUUCCAGUUUGUCACAUGUUUACAACAUAUUGAUCAGGAGGCCUUCACCUUGUAUUAACCAGCAGGAUGUGGAUGUGGGUGUAAAAGUAACUUGUUCUAAUGUAAAUUAAUUCAUAAAUAUUAUAUAUAUUUAACACAGUGUUGUUAAACUUAAAGUCUAUUAAAUCAAAGCUGCAAAUAUUCCUGGUGUUGAUGUUUCCUUUGAUUGAAGUGUUCAGACUU